Molecule: messenger RNA, 996 nt
Organism: Penicillium chermesinum
Lineage: Eukaryota; Fungi; Ascomycota; Eurotiomycetes; Eurotiales; Aspergillaceae
Product: CE1 family esterase
Exons: 1
Coding region: 1-996 (331 amino acids)
Molecular function (GO): feruloyl esterase activity
Source: RefSeq, a predicted model, not a curated record
AUGAGACUCACAUCGCUGUCCCUUGCGGCUCUGGCCGCCUCCGCCAAUGCAGCCCCAUCAGCUGGCUGCGGUCAAGCAAUUCCGCCCAAAUACCCCAGUCCAGGAUCAAGCACCGACCUCAAGCUACCCGGCAGUGAUCGAAGAUACAUCCUCUAUAUCCCGCCGAACUAUGACAUCAACACGCCAGCCCCCGUCUACUUCUCUUUCCAUGGCGCGACAAAGGACAUGAGCGAGCAGGAGGACCUGUCGCAGUUCUCCAACCCCGAGUUCAAUCAAGAUGGAAUCGCGCUUUACCCCAACAGCAAGAACGGCUAUUGGCUCUCGAACCCGAAAGCUGAGACCGCGCGGCCCAACGAUCUCGAUUUCACGAACGACCUCCUGACACACAUGGAGGCGAAGCUGUGCAUCGACACCAGCCGGGUCUACAGCGCGGGCAAGUCCAAUGGGGGCGGUUUCACAGGUGUGAUCGCCUGCAACGCUACCGUUGGGAGGCGCUUUGCGGCUUUUGCAGCGGUCAACGGUGCAUGGUACAACACGGAUGACAUUCCGGGCGUCGGCCCCUGUCAGCCGGCACAACGAGAAGAAGGGUACCCUUUUCUGGAGUUCCAUGGCACGACAGAUACAACCGCGCCUAUUGAUGGCAAUGAUGAGGCGUCCGCGAAGCUGCCUGUCAUUGAUAUCUUGGAGCUGUGGGCGGAGAACAACGGGUGUGGGUCGCAUGAGCCGUGGGUGAAGAACGAUACUGUCUUCGAAACCCCUCUCGUCAAGCAUGCUGUCUGGAAUUGCGGGGGCAGGGAUGGUGUCGUGCAACAUUACCGUGAAGGGGAGAAUGGUCAUUGCUGGCCUAGCACGGUGACGAAUGAUGACUACGAGAGCCAUCCAGACCAGUGCCCGCUGGGCAAGUACGUGUUUCAACGCUACAGAGUACAUCUUCGAUUUCUUCAGCGGGUAUCGACUCCAGGACUGAAGGGAUUGGGAGUUCCUUUCACAAGCUGA